AUGCACCAGCCUUCGUGGAGUAAGGACAGUGACGUGCUUCUGCAAAAGACAGAGACAUCGCGCAGUCAAGACGAGCCAGAGCAGGGCUACUUUGCGAUAGCGCUGCUAGAAAAGGUCUGUAAUGCUUUGCAUGAGAUUCUAAAUUCGUUGCACCUGCGCGGCAUUGAUAGCGGCGUAGUCGUGGUGGCUGCUGUAACGAUGGCAAGGACGUCCGAAGCGCCGCCGGCAGCCGUCAGGGGCGGUCCGCAUCUGACGGUCAGCUGGAGGCGUCCCGGCUCCAAAAGGUGGCAGCCUUUCGAGGAUAAGGUCGGGCGCGCCAUUCUCGCGGCCGGCGCCUCGGGAGAGGCGACCUUCCAGCUGGAGGAGACUGUGCGGAGGUCGCCGCGAUUCAGUUCAGAGCAGUGGAAAAAGAAGCGCGCGCGCGCCUCUCGCAGAUCCUUGAAGGAGGCUAAGCAGGAUGAUCUUGUGGUGACGCUCAAGAACAUCGGCGACGGGUCCCCAGCGUCGAACUCUGGACCUGCCAUUCGCUGGGGCUUCUCUUCGACGUGCACAUUCGACCGGCUGCCCAACACUGCGCGCGCGCUCGCGGCCAUGAUCGCAGAGUGCGAGGCGGCAACGAAGCGACAGAUUAUCUCGGAGCUUCUAAACUUCCUGACGUCCGAAGAGCGCAUCAAUGAAUUCCUUUCCAAGAUAGACAUCGGCUGUCAGCCCGUUCACUACUAUUCACCGGGACUCGUAGCGAAAUGCGGCACGCUUCGCGUCUCGCGGGUCGCUGUAAACGAGCGCGCGCGGCCGGGAGGCGCGCUGUACGAGAGGUUUCUGACCACAAUGGUGGGACACGUGGCAGACCUGGGAGGUGCGCUCCAAUCGCUGAUGGGCUCCGCGACUCAAAGCAUCGCUCCGCUCACCUUCGCCUUCCACGGCACUCCACCCCCCAACGUUCCGUCCAUCUUGGAGAGCGGAAUGCUGCCGGAAAAGAGGGUAGCGGCGGGGGACUGGUUCGGGACGUUGCCGUUUGUAAGCGUGAAUUACUGUCAAAAAGAGUACGGGAAGGGUAUCUUUGGGGGGCCUCCAUUCCGGGUGAUCCUUUUCCUAAUUCUUUCGAUUCGGAAGGCCUUAUUAUACGAUUACAACAGCGAUGCGGGGGUCAUAGUGGUCUCCAACCCGCACUACGAGCUUCCGGUCUGCACGGUAGAUUUGGAGAAGAACUGA
Molecule: messenger RNA, 1212 nt
Organism: Klebsormidium nitens
Lineage: Eukaryota; Viridiplantae; Streptophyta; Klebsormidiophyceae; Klebsormidiales; Klebsormidiaceae
Source: the annotation of a GenBank genome assembly